AAAAACCUUAGUUAUUCCGUAAUAUCCAAAUAUUUAAAGUCAAGGCCAAAGCAACAACAACAAGAAAACACAACUGCAAUUGUGUGCGAGAUAAAAAAGAUGCAACGCAGUGCCUAGGAUCGAAUCUCUCCUAGUUAACCGCUUCCUGAAUCCCUGAAUCUUCCAUCAUGUGCUGCAAGUGCUGCGGGGAAACUCAACGAAAGGUCUGGGUCUUCGGCCUGGGAUCGCUCUUCGCGGUGCUGGGAGUACUCCUCGUGGUCUUCUGGCCGGGCAUUGCCGAUAACCUCGUCGAGGAUGGUCUUACCCUGAAACCUGGCACGGAUGCCUACGACAGCUGGCUGGAGGCGCCUAUCCCAAUCUACCUAAGCUUCUACAUGUUCAACUGGACGAAUCCGGAGGAGAUAAGGAACCCCAACGUCAAGCCCAACUUCGUGGAGAUGGGUCCGUACACCUUCUUGGAGAAGCACAAGAAGGAGAACUACACGUUCUACGAUAAUGCAACGGUGGCUUAUUACGAGCGCCGCACGUGGUUCUUCGAUCCGGAGCGUUCCAACGGCACCCUGGACGACAUGGUGACCGCUGCCCAUGCCAUCACCGCCACGGUGGCGGAUGAGAUGAGGAACCAGCGCAAGAUCGUCAAGAAAAUCAUCAACUUCAUGCUGAACCACGAGGGUGGCGAGUUGUAUGUGACCAAGCCGGUGGGCGAGUGGAUCUUCGACGGCUAUCAGGAUAACAUUACCGAUUUCCUGAACCUCUUCAACACCUCCAUGAUUGACAUUCCCUACAAGCGCUUCGGCUGGCUGGCGGAUCGGAAUGAAUCGCUAACCUACGACGGCCUGUUCACCAUUCACACUGGAACCGAUGAUAUAACCAAUCUGGGCAGGCUCACCCACUGGAAUGGAAAGAAUGAGACUGGUUUCUACGCCCGACCUUGCGGCAUUGUCAAUGGAACCACCGGCGACGUCUUCCCGCCCAAGAUGAAUGUCAACGAUGAGAUUACGAUUUUCGCCACCGAUGCCUGCCGCUUCAUGAACCUCCGACCGACAGGAACUUAUGAGAAUCAUGGCCUGACCGCCACUAAAUGGGUGGGCACCGAGGAGACUCUGGACUCGGGCGAGAACUACCCGAACCAGGAAUGUUUCUGUGAUUUGGAUCGAUUCACCGAGUGUCCCAAAACAGGCGUGGUGGAGUGCAAAGCCUGUCGCGACAAGGCGCCCAUCUACUCCUCCUUCCCGCACUUCUACCUGGCCGACCAGUCGUACGUGGAUGCCGUCACCGGGAUGAAGCCGGAGAAGGACAAGCACGAGUUCUUCCUCGCCGUGGAGCCCAUCACCGGAGUGCCCGUCCAGGUGCACGGCCGCAUUCAGAUCAACAUGAUGAUCGAGCCAGACGAUGACUUCGACAUUUAUCGUGGAGUGCCAAAAGUGCUGAUGCCCAUGUUCUGGUUCGAUCAGUAUGCGGAACUGUCCUCCGAGCUGGCUUCCAAGGCCAAGUUGGCCAUCAAUCUGUCGAGCUACGGCGUCAUCUUCGGCUAUUCGCUGGUCGCCUUUGGCAGCAUCUUCCUGGUCACCGGCAUCACGUUGACGGUGAUGAAAAAGUGGGUGCGACGAGCUCCCGAGGACGAGGACAUGCUAACCAACUAGAGCAUUGUAGUUUUAAAGCGUAGCCAAAGUGCCAGGAAAUAUGUUAACUCUCCUAGUUCAUUCUGAUAGUCGCGCAUCGCUUGUUGUCAGUUGUCAGUUACGCGUUAUGUAAUAUGUAAGAUCCGACGUUCGUCUUGCAUUUUGUGAUAGCAAACCCUACUCCUAACUUAACCAAAACCCUACUCUAACUGCAAUUAUUUCAAAGCUGAGAUUUUACCUUUUAUAAAACAGAACACCACACAAAA
Molecule: messenger RNA, 1888 nt
Organism: Drosophila takahashii
Lineage: Eukaryota; Metazoa; Arthropoda; Insecta; Diptera; Drosophilidae
Gene: crq
Product: croquemort
Cellular component (GO): membrane; cytoplasm
Molecular function (GO): scavenger receptor activity
Source: RefSeq, a predicted model, not a curated record